CAAGCGACAAGAUGGCGGCGUCCAACUCGAGUUUACCGAGCGAAAUUCCGGCCAAGAAAGAAGAUGAAUUUAACGAGUUUUACACAGAAGUUAAGGAAAUCGAAAAAAGGGACUCCGUCUUGACCCCCAAACAACAAAUUGACAGACUCUUGCGGCCUGGAUCUUCAUACUUCAAUUUAAACCCCUUCGAAGUUCUUCAGAUUGAUCCUGCCACUACCAUAGAUGAAGUGAAGAAAAAAUACCGUCGAAUGUCCAUUCUUGUACAUCCAGACAAGAAUCAAGAUGAUGCGGAAAGAGCACAGCAAGCCUUCGAAAUCGUCAACAAGGCUUGGAAGACACUGGAGAAUGACGAAACGAGGGCAAAGUGUAUGGAUGUUAUUGAAGAGGCGAAAGCCAGAACGGAUCACAUGAUCACAGAAAAGAAAAAGAAGUUGAAAAAAGAGGGUAAAACCGGCGAGGGAGGCGCCAUAAAUUUGUUAGAUGAAGAAACAGACGGUGGUUACAGACACGCAAUUUGGGUGAUGACGAUGAAGCUCUUCGCCGACAUGGAAAGACGGAGGAGGGAAUUGGCUACACGAGACGUUGAGCAACGGAAACGAAAAAGGGAGGAAGAACUGUCGGCGGAAGCGCAGGCGGCACUUGAGCGGGAGUGGCAGAGAAAUUUCGAGGAAUCCAGACAGUCGCGAGUCGAUAGCUGGAAAGCAUUUCAGUCGGGAUCCGGAUCGUCGUCUGCGACGAAGCAAAAGAAACCGAAGAAACUGAAGACCUUCAAACCUCCGAAGACCAAGGCGGAGUCGAGAUAAUUAUUUCUUCGUAGCUUUACCCUUCUCCACAAUCCCCGGAGACUUAAUUAGUGCAAAAUUAUAACUAUUGUAUCGUUAGGUAUAACCGAAUCGCUCCCAAAAGUCUCUGAAAGUCUCGUCGCCGCUACGAAACCGUAAAGUAGUUUCCAACUCGUGAUAUAAUGUCUUCUCGCUAGCAUCUUGACUCACCUCGAUUACGGCACGAGUGAUCGAUCCUUUUACUCUUUCGUUAUCAAACACCCCUCACUUUCUUUCACUCCUCUGACUUUUUCAAAACCGCACGACGAAGCAUGAGUUAGCAUACUAAAUGUGAUAUUUUUACCUGCGUGUGACCAAUUGAAUACACAGAAAGAAGAAAAUUUUACUAUCACAAUUUAUCGUGAUCUCGCCUCUGUCUGAAACGUAAUCGUCAUACAAAUCUG
Messenger RNA from Diprion similis, 1225 nucleotides. RefSeq names its product dnaJ homolog subfamily C member 8. The record is from RefSeq and is a predicted model, not a curated record. The coding region runs from base 12 to 803 and encodes 263 amino acids. Gene Ontology annotation, cellular component: nucleus. Lineage: Eukaryota; Metazoa; Arthropoda; Insecta; Hymenoptera; Diprionidae. The transcript is spliced from 6 exons.